Messenger RNA from Ruditapes philippinarum (Manila clam), 4475 nucleotides. RefSeq names its product max-binding protein MNT-like. Gene Ontology annotation, molecular function: protein dimerization activity; RNA polymerase II cis-regulatory region sequence-specific DNA binding; DNA-binding transcription factor activity, RNA polymerase II-specific. The transcript is spliced from 7 exons. Lineage: Eukaryota; Metazoa; Mollusca; Bivalvia; Venerida; Veneridae. Bases 254 to 1522 code for a protein of 422 amino acids. The record is from RefSeq and is a predicted model, not a curated record. Gene Ontology annotation, cellular component: nucleus. Gene Ontology annotation, biological process: regulation of DNA-templated transcription; spermatogenesis.
UUAGACAAGUAAUAAACAGGUACCCGUUUAUGACGUCAUUGUGCAGACGAAGUUGAAAAGGAACGCACGUUCAAAUAAAGUCGCACGUUUGUAGCACGUAAAUUGUCAGCUGAUUCACGUUACAUUUGGCGCAGCUGCCAUUGUUUGUUUGAAAUGUUGAGUAGCUGAUAAAGUUGUGGAAAACCAAGUAAAAACUUCCAAGUUAUCACAGUGGUAGACGCUUGCAACAGAUUGUGACCAAGUCGUUAUCAAGAUGGACAAGAUUGAUAACUUUCAUGAUAUCAUAUCCGACUUACCUGAAGGUUUUAAACCAAUCAGCCCAGAGCCUGAAAUUAAAGCUGAACCAAACAUUGAAUCUGAUAAACCCACUGAUUUGUCAUUGUAUCGUGACCGUGAUCAAUUUCAUAGUGAAAAAGGCUCACCUAAGAGAAAACAUGGUGACGAUGAUAAAGUAUUGAAUGAACUGGAUGAAAACUCGAACACAAUUAAUGAACUUGAUCCAAACUCAGUUUCAAUGAAGCAUAGUCCUGCAAAAAUUGUACGAGAAAAUGUUGAAGGUAACGCAUUCCCUUGUGAUUUUAAUAGUGCAUUUGACUUGCAUCAAAACAGUCAUAUAGAUGCUAAGACAUUUCCACCAAUGACAACAAAUAUGAACCAGUUGAAUGCAAUUCAGACUCCGACAACAAGUACUGUAGAAGAUCCAAAUUCCUCCAUAUCAAAUGAAGCAGAGGAUAUUGUAAGAAAGUUGUGCAAAAAUGGAAAAGUUAUGGAGUUUCAAGAAGGGGAAGAUUUUAUUAAAGUGAUUGUUUAUGAAGACUCAGAAGAAGAUUCUGAUAAAGAAAACAACCCAAGGCUUAUGAACAAACAAAGAGGAAAUAUACUAACACAACCUGGGAGCAGCACGGUAUCAGAACAGUCGUUCUGUCCUCCAGCACAGAUGAUGCUUCCUACAUCUGGACCCAGCAUGACUGGAUUACCUUUGGAGAAACAAUUGUUGCAUCAUACACCACAUCCAAGGAAUGGUUACAUGUUUUAUAAUCAUGAUGGAACGCCCACAUUGGCUGAUGAGUCUGUUCCUGGUAUGAAACCACGGAAAUCUGUACCAAGCACUUCCACCCCCUGUUCACAGAUGAAUUUUGGGCUUGGAACAACUCCUGUUUCUAGCAGAACUAAUAUACCAUUAAAUAGCAGUGGUGAAGAGAACACAAGCCCUGUUGAGACAAUGCAUACCCCAACAUCACAACAACUUCAGAACCGUGUGAGAUCACUCAUUAAUCUACCAUCAUAUCAGUUCAUUGAUGAUAAUGGCAAGAUAAGGGAGCAACAUAACCAAAAAGAAAGAAGGAGAAGAGCAAGAAUAAAGGAAGCUUGUAACUUGUUACGUCAACUGGUACCCGGCAUGUCAGAUAAAACAGAUAAAGCUACUGUGUUUGAGUUUGCAGCUAGAUAUGUGCACUUUCUCAAGUCUCAUACUGGUGCCCAGUUUGAUAAGGAUUUUCUGAUGAAAUAUUCCCCUUACUGAUUGACGGAGGUGUACAUUAUAAAACACCAGGAAAAAUACAGUCUACACAUAUUUCUGUGAAUGUUAUUGUAUUGUGCUUUUCAAUAUUCUACACAUAUUUUUUUUAAAUUUCAUUUGACGUUACUGUCUUUUAUGUAUUGGCACGGUUAAUGCAGCCUUUUGAAGUAGUUUUAUUUUGAAACACUUGCUUCCAGUGCAAUAGUACUAUCUUCAAUUUGUUGAAUUUGACAUUAUAUUUGUACUACGUCUUUAAAGGCCCAUUGAGCCUUAAAAAUGAUAACAUAAUUGUAAAAGCCUUUUUAUGACUUUUAAAGUCCAGUUAUGAUUACAAAAAUGGUUACUCAUUGGUCUAAUAGCUGAGUCUUGGCUUCUUCGUUGGAAGCCCAAAUACCAAUCUGUUCAAAUUUUGCUACUUUUAUCACAAGUUAUUUCACAUAUAGCACUAGUUUCUACCUGUUAUAAGCAGAAUAUAUUAUGUAAAUCCAUUAUUACAACAUUAUCAAACACAAGAUUCCUCUUUCUACACAAACAAACAAAUAUUCAUAUUAAGGCUGAAUGCCCCCUUUAAGAUGACUUAAAAUAGUACUUUUAAUUGCUUAAAAGGUAAAUUCAAGAUGUAUAUUUAGACAUUAAAUUUGUUUUUUUUAAGUCAAAUUAAAUAUGUUUAUCAUAGAUUAUAGAUAAAUCACUACAAUUUUUUCAAUUGUUGAUUUUUGUUUGUUUUUGUUAAUAGUAAUCUUUUAUGUUUUAUUAUAUUUUUUUUCACAAAUUUUGUUGUACAUUUUGAAUCUCAUUCUUUAUUAUUAUUUUUUUUUGUAAAACAGGUAUAUCUAAUACAUGUAUUGCUGAUAUAGUUGUAUAGUCUGAUUUUAUUGACCUGUCAAUUAUGAAUACAUUAUAGCACUCAUUUAAAUAUUCGAUCCCACUUCGGUUGUGUCCGUUUAUUUUACGAGAAUUAAUAUGGAGCAUAUAAAUAACGUUUGGAUAACUCCCACUAGCUUAAUAAAGGUUCUCGUAACAUCCGCAAUAACGCAGUCGGUUAAGUGAUUACCUAAUGCAUGAGAGGUCCGAGGUUUGAUCCCUUCUUUCGACAUUCUUUUUAGACUUAUUCUUUCUUUAUUUUUAAGAAAUUUUGUAUUAAAUGGUCAAGCGCCUGCAAAAUUUUUCUACACGGAUAUGAAAUACCUAAGAAACACUGAAUUGUCACAUUUUGUAUUGUAUUUUACGGUAUUUUACAUUACAAAUUACAUUUAUUGAUUUAAAUCUGACUGAAUUUUCAGAAUUAAUUCUAUUAUAACAAACAGUUAUAUAUAACAAUGUUAUAUACAAAAGUAUAGUAUUUACCAAAAAAAGAGCAAAACAUAUUAAAAACGGAACAACCAAAACUUCAAAAAUGUUGAAAAUAAUUAACCUGGACAUACCCUGUCUCGAUCUUACAACACGUUGGACAUUCAGAUAAAAUAUACCCGUAGUUCACCCUAUUGCGCUAUAACAGUCAGUGUAACUUAUUCAUCGAAACUAGAUAAGUUUAAUCACAUCUUACUCCGUACCUCUCACGGAAUUUACCGAACAUUUAUCGAAUAUUAAUAUAUUCUGUGAAUUGACCGUAUAAUCAGUAUGGAAUUGACAGGUUAAUAAAAUCAAACAAUACAUUGAAUACAAGAAGUAAUUGUAUGUAAAAUUCCAUUGCUUUCAUUUUGAUUGAAAGAGCUACAGUAUUACGCAUAUUCAAAAGCAUAUAAUUGUUAUAUCCAUUUUUUUUAUAACUGUCAAUGAUUUGACUAAAAGUUGCUGUAAAUUUGUUUUAAUGUAUAAUUACAUGUAUGUUAAAAAAUGUUUUUGUGCACAAUAUUGUGAAAAUGUUCUCUUUCUGCAAGCACAUUACUGUAGUUUCACCAAAAGUUAUACUGUUCAGGGUUUUUUUCCCCCAUACUACAAAGGUGCCAUUUAUAAGCCUCUUCAAUUGGAAACAUUGGAAUCCCUAAAUGUUACUUAUAUUAUAUAUACGUUUCAAAUCAAAGUUGGAUGAAUUCAUUGUUUAAUAAGGCAUUCACCAAGGUGAAUGUUUAAAUAAUUUGUUUGCAACUUUGGUGUAAUAUAAAAAUUGUAUUUGAUUUUGGUUUUGUGUCUGACAUUGUAAUUUACUUACUUUCAUGUUAAAUAUUUGUUUAAUUUAUUCUGUCUUAACAUUCAGUAAAGUAGAAAAUGUUUAGUUACAUUAUUGUUCAGUUACAGCAUUAUAUAAUGUAGUGUACUUAGCUUGUAGUGAUCCAGGCUUAAGAUAGUGUACAUGUUCUUAUUAAAUGUAGUUGUUCCUCUCCCUUAAUUUGACACACAAGAGUCCUUCAUUGCUUUGGGUUCAAAUCUCACCAAGGACUUGCCCAUUCUUUCUUGUGAGGAAGCUAUCCAUCUAGCUUAAGGAACAUCUUGUUUUUACUGAGGUGCCUGGAGAGUGACGUGGGGUCUUUCUCCACCAAUAAACUGGAAAGUCGCCAUAAGAUCUAAACAGUGUUUUGCAGAUUUGUAAAUUUCAUUUUUAAGAGUUACAUGUUCAAUGUAAUCAAUAUUUUAGUUAUUGCCUGAGGUGAGAUCUUUCAAGAUUUACCUUUUAAUUCAUGCAGUGACUGCACAAUAAGGCCUCAAUCUGAGAUGUAUAUACAAUUGAUUCAUUAAAUUAAACGUUUCUAAAAUUUGCUGUGUUUUCUGUUGCAAACUUGUCAUAUGAAUAUAUGUUACAAAUAUCCUUUUCUUUUAAUUUUACAUGAACAAUGUUCAUUACUUUUUACUUUGUUCAUUACUUUUUUGGAUUUUCUAAUUUUAAAUUUAUUUCACAUUGAACAUCUGUAUGGUUCAUAUGUAAAUGAGUAUUAUCUAUGUCACUAGUCAAUAUUUUAUAUUAAGAUUUGUUUUCUAUAAUUUGUUAUUGGUGAAUAAAUAAAUCAUUGAUAUUUUU